Messenger RNA from Rhodamnia argentea, 2879 nucleotides. RefSeq names its product tricalbin-3. Lineage: Eukaryota; Viridiplantae; Streptophyta; Magnoliopsida; Myrtales; Myrtaceae. Bases 450 to 2462 code for a protein of 670 amino acids. The record is from RefSeq and is a predicted model, not a curated record. Gene Ontology annotation, molecular function: lipid binding. The transcript has 9 exons.
AUGGGGAGUGGCUUUUGAUAUGCGCACCAGGCACUUCUCCUUCUCUCUCUCUCUCUCUCCAUUGGUCUGGUUUUGAGGCCGGCGUUGGAUGAGCCAUCGUAAAGGUAAUGCGCUCCAUUGUCCCACCCACCUCCUUUUCUUGUUGAGUUCCAUUCAAAGCUCUUGCCCCAGCACGAGCUUCACGUUCCAUACACCCCUUUCUCUCUCCCUCUCUCUCCCUCUGUGUAUGGAUUUGGACUUCCUGAGUCGCCUCAAGCUAUCCAGAAUCCGCUCCUGAUUCCCGCUCUCCUCCUCCGCCCGACCUCGUCGCUGGCCCACUUCCUGUGAUAAGCGGGACCGGCCCGAAUCUCGGAUUCGGUGUCCCGAUAGCGCUGUCGGAUAAUUCAUGUCCCUGGCCAAUGCCGCACCUCGCUCGGGGCUCUGAACUCGUUCGCCGCCGCCGCCGCUAAAUGAUUCCGCAACCGUCGUCCUCCGCGAGCUUCGACUUCGCGCAGGCCUCCCCCACGUUCUGCCCCUGCGGCGGUGAAGCCCUCUGCUCCCGCUCCCCGCUCGUUGCUUUCUCUAGGAGGAGGAAGAAGAGAUUCCUGUCCAGUUCGUUGAGCAGGAGGAGAUGGAGUUUCGGGGCUUGCAUGAUACCCUCUGACGGUGGGAACCGCGGGUUCAAUGUGGAAAUUGCUAGUUCGGCCAGGAAGGGUGCCAAGACUCUCGUGGUCAAGAGGUUGGCCAAUGAGUUGCACAGCGAGGAGUUGCCCGGAGAGGCGUCCAUCCAGAUGGGUUCGAAUUUCACCAACUUCCGCGAGGACCCCAUUGUGGAUAAGCUCAGGACGCAGCUCGGAGUGAUACACCCCAUACCUUCGCCUCCGAUUAAUAGGAAUAUAGCGGGCUUAUUUGUUUUCUUUUUCUUUGUUGGUGUUGCUUUCGAUAAGCUAUGGACCUCGAGAAGAAGGAAUAAAGCGGGGGGCGAUGAGAUCAGGCGUGGCGUGUGGCCGCAGGUGCCCACGAGCUUUUCCUUGUUCCUGGAGAAGGAUUUGCAGAGGAAAGAAUCCGUUGAGUGGGUGAACAUGGUGUUGGGGAAGCUUUGGAAGGUUUAUAGAGGUGGGAUUGAGAAUUGGCUUAUUGGGCUGCUUCAACCUGUCAUUGAUGACUUGAAGAAGCCUGAUUAUGUCGAGAGGGUUGAAAUUAAGCAGUUCUCACUGGGGGAUGAGCCAUUGUCUGUCAGAAAUGUCGAACGUAGGACUUCACGACGCGUUAAUGACUUGCAGUACCAAAUAGGCCUUCGCUAUACUGGUGGUGCCCGCAUGCUUUUAAUGCUCUCGCUGAAAUUUGGUAUCAUCCCAAUCGUUGUGCCAGUUGGCGUUCGGGACUUUGAUAUUGAUGGGGAACUUUGGGUUAAGUUGCGAUUGAUACCAACAGAACCUUGGGUGGGAGCUGUUUCAUGGGCUUUUGUUUCACUUCCAAAGAUCAAAUUUGAACUUUCACCAUUCCGCUUGUUCAAUCUGAUGGCAAUUCCUGUUCUUUCCAUGUUUUUAACGAAGCUUCUCACUGAGGAUUUGCCUAAUCUAUUUGUAAGACCAAAGAAGAUUGUUUUAGAUUUUCAGAAAGGAAAAGCAGUUGGUCCAAUCACAAAUGAUUUCAGAUCUGGAGAGAUGAAUGAAGGAAACAGGGAUUAUGUUGGAGAGUUGUCUGUGACUCUGGUUGAUGCUCGGAAACUUAGUUUUUUCUAUGGCAAAACUGAUCCAUAUGUUAUCCUAAGCUUGGGGGAUCAAAUAAUUAGAAGUAAAAAGAACAGCCAGACCACUGUCAUUGGGCCUCCUGGAGAGCCAAUCUGGAAUCAGGAUUUUCACAUGCUCGUUGCAAAUCCUAGAAAGCAAAAGCUGCACAUUCAAGUGAAAGAUGCUCUUGGAUUUGCAGAUCUGACUAUUGGCACAGCUGAGGUUGAUUUGGGGUCUCUCCAAGAUACUGUACCCACAGAUAGAGUGGUGGUCUUGCAAGGAGGUUGGGCAGUGUUUAGAAGGGGAUCCUCGGGGGAGCUACUACUUCGACUUACAUAUAAAGGUUAUGUUGAAGAUGAAGAAGAUGACAGAGCCAUGUUAGAAUCUAUGGAAAUAGAUGUCUCGGAUGAUGAGUCCGAUUACGAUGAGUCAAGUAGUACUUAUGGACAGGGGGUAACCACUUCAAGUGGAACAGAUAAGGAAUCAUUCAUGGAUGUGUUAGCAGCACUAAUUGUGAGUGAAGAAUUUCAAGGAAUUGUAGCAUCUGAAACUGCAAACAGUAGAUUUCCACAUCAAGCCUCAAAGACCGGGUCUAGGGUACCAUCAGGAGGUGUUAAUGCAAAAUCCUCCUCAUCUUCUGAUGCUGGCAGUGCUUCUGGAGGAUCAGUUUUACUUUGGCUUGCAGUCAUAUCGAGUAUAUCAGUGUUAAUUGCUCUAAACAUGGGUGGUUCUGGUUUCUUUAAUCCUUGAUUGUGCAGCUACACCGAUAAGGAUGGUCGAUGGUCCACUUGUUUUUACCUCCCAAUGAUGGAGUUGGCUCAGUACAUUCUUUUCUCAUGGUGUCUUCUACUCUCACAUUAUGUAAAUUCAUGGCUGUUAGCAGAGGAGUGUCCUGAUGGCGGCGGAAAAAUUUUGUCUACAACUUUGUGCGACUUAAAGAUUCACCUGCAUUCAUUGUUCAUAUGACAAGGUGACAGUCUUUUUUCUGAAACUCAAUUACCAGCGAAUUAGUAGCUUAGAAAGAUCAUAAUCUGCAAUCGGCGGAGUCGGUGCUUUACACAUUCUUAGGAAGAUUUAUUGUGUUUCCUUGCAUGAGAUGACAAGGUUGUAACACUUGAUAUGUAGGCCAGGCAAUUGUAUGAUAAUAAAAAUUCAGCAUUUGAAGAA